Molecule: messenger RNA, 6442 nt
Organism: Nyctereutes procyonoides (raccoon dog)
Lineage: Eukaryota; Metazoa; Chordata; Mammalia; Carnivora; Canidae
Gene: LIMCH1
Product: LIM and calponin homology domains 1
Exons: 29
Coding region: 542-3886 (1114 amino acids)
Biological process (GO): positive regulation of stress fiber assembly; actomyosin structure organization; regulation of focal adhesion assembly
Cellular component (GO): stress fiber
Molecular function (GO): myosin II head/neck binding; actin binding
Source: RefSeq, a predicted model, not a curated record
UGGAGAACGUCCACUGCUCUUACUGCCCCUUCCCUCUUUCUGCCGUGGGGUGCCUGGGGUCUGUUUCUUCCGACUCAGAGGACGGCCUCGUCAUGCGCACCCCAAGUACCCCAUAAAGAUUGCCUUCCAGGUGAAGCUGCUCUUGCCACGCUCGCAGAAGCAAGUAACCGGCAGAAGUUUUGGUGACAAAGAUUUUCGGACAGGGUUAGAAAAUGGAAUCCUCCUCUGCGAGUUGCUGAAUGCUAUAAAGCCAGGACUUGUUAAAAAGAUCAAUAGAUUGCCUACCCCCAUUGCGGGAUUGGACAAUAUCAUCUUAUUCUUGAGAGGUUGUAAAGAGCUUGGCCUGAGGGAAUCUCAACUUUUUGACCCUAGUGACCUACAGGAUACAUCCAACAGAGUGACCGUCAAGAGCCUCGAUUACAGUAGGAAACUGAAAAAUGUAUUAGUUACCAUUUACUGGCUGGGAAAAGCAGCAAAUAGCUCCGCGUCCUACAGCGGAACGACGCUGAACCUGAAGGAGUUCGAAGGCUUGCUGGCUCAGAUGAGAAAGGAGACCGAUGACAUCGAGAGCCCUAAGCGCAGUAUCCGGGACAGCGGCUACAUAGACUGCUGGGACUCCGAGCGCAGCGACUCACUGUCCCCGCCUCGCCACGGCCGAGAUGAUUCCUUCGACAGCCUGGACUCCUUCGGGUCCCGAUCGCGGCAGACGCCCUCGCCGGAUGUCGUCCUCCGGGGAAGCAGCGACGGGAGGGGAAGCGACUCUGAGUCCGACCUGCCGCACCGCAAGCUGCCGGACGUGAAGAAGGAUGACAUGUCUGCGAGGCGGACGUCCCACGGCGAGCCCAAGUCGGCGGUGCCGUUCAACCAGUACCUCCCCAACAAAAGCAACCAGACGGCCUACGUGCCGGCGCCUCUGAGGAGGAGGAAGGCUGAGCGGGAGGAGUACCGGAAGAGCUGGAGCACCGCCACCUCGCCCCUGGGCGGGGACCGGCCCUGCAGCUAUCCUGAAACGAUAGAGGAAGAGGGAAGUGAAGUGGGGUCUCCUUGUGACGAGGACCCCGCUGGCCAAGCGCAGCCCGGUGGGAAGCCUUGUGGCGGGGGCUCAGGACAGCCUGCCGGCCGUGGGAUGGAGCAGCCUCCUCCAGGGGGGCCCACGGCGGCACCAGCUCCCCGGUCCGAAGACAGAGAUGCCGUCGAAGUCCAGAAGCGCCGACGGCUGGAGCAAGCUGGGAUCAGAGUGAGGCCGGCGGCGCGGCGCUUUGCCAGUCACAAGCUGUCCAGUAGCGGGGAGGAAGCCGUUCAGGACACCGUCCUUCGCAAAGAUAACCCUUCCCCGACCCACCCGCGAGGCAAAGAUUCAGAGUCAGGAGACGACGUUGCGCGUCGACGGCCCGACCCCGAGAAAGAUGACUUUGCUGUGAGGAGAGCGAGGAUGAACCAGACCAAGCCAAGGGUGCCGUUGAAUCAGCUCCUCUACGGGCCAUACCGGAAGAGAGAGGCGGAAAAAUCAGACGGCAGAGAAGAGCGCUCGAAGGGAAUUUCAGAAAAGAACAGGCUAGAAGAUAAAAGAUACGGGCCGAGGACUCCUGUGUCUGAUGACGCAGAGAGCUCCAGCCUGCUGGACAUGCGGUGUGAGGAGGAGACGGCGGUGCAGCCGCACAGCAGGGCCCGCCAGGAGCAGCUGCAGCUCAUAAACAGCCAGCUGCGCGAGGAGGACGACAAGUGGCAGGACGACCUGGCUCGUUGGAAGAGCCGUAGAAGAAGUGCUUCCCAGGACUUAAUCAAGAAAGAGGAAGAGAGGAAGAAAAUGGAGAAGUUACUGGCUGGAGAGGAUGGGACGAGUGAACGAAGGAAAAGCAUCAAAACCUACAGAGAAAUCGUUCAAGAAAAGGAGCGGAGAGAGAGGGAGCUGCACGAGGCCUAUAAGAACGCGCGGUCCCAGGAGGAGGCAGAGGGGAUCCUUCAGCAGUACAUCGAGAGGUUCACCAUCAGCGAGGCUGUCCUUGAACGCUUGGAGAUGCCAAAAAUUCUGGAAAGAAGCCAUUCAACGGAGCCAAACUUAACCCCCUUCCUGAACGACCCUAACCCCAUGAAGUACCUGCGGCGACAGUCACUGCCUCCACCCAAAUUCACUGCCACCGUGGAGACCACCAUCGCCCGGGCCAGUGUUCUGGAUACUGGCGUGUCAGCAGGUGGCGGGUCUCCAAGCAAGACUGUCCCUUCCAAAGCAGUGCCUAUGCUGACACCCAAGCCUUACUCCCAGCCCAAAAACUCUCAAGACGUUCUGAAGACCUUUAAGGUAGAUGGGAAAGUCAGCAUGAAUGGAGAAGCAGUUCAUGGUGACAAGGAGAAGGAGAGAGAAUGUCCCACGGUGGCACCUGCCCCCUCAUUAACCAAACCCCAGAUGUUUGAAGGUGUGGCCAGAGUGCACGGGUCCCCAGCGGAGCUCAAACAGGACAACAAUAGCAUUGAGAUCAACAUAAAGAAGCCCAGUUCCGUUCCCCAAGAACUGAGAGCAACCACUGAGGAAACUGAACCCAACAGUCAAGAGGAUGAGAAUGAUGGCGGAAAAACACAGAAAGGAAAUACAGAACUCGCCCCAUCAGAGCCACAGCAUUUCACGACAACUGUGACUCGGUCCAGCCCGACUGUUCCCUUUGUAGAGUUUCCCUCCAGCCCCCAGCGGAGGAACGAUGUGCUGCCAGAAGAAGACCAGAAGAAACUGGGAAAUGAAAUGAGUGGGAAGGUGGAGUUGGUGCUGUCCCAAAAGGUGGUAAAGCCAAAAUCACCAGAACCUGAAGCAACCCUGACGUAUCCAUUUCUGGAAAAAAUGUCUGAAACCAACCAAUUACAUUUGCCAAAUCUCAAUUCUCAAGUGGAUUCUCCAGGCAGUGAAAAGUCGCCUGUAACUACUCCUUUCAAGUUCUGGGCGUGGGACCCAGAAGAGGAGCGCCGGCGACAGGAAAAGUGGCAACAGGAGCAGGAACGUUUGCUCCAGGAGAGAUACCAGAAGGAACAGAACAAGCUGAAGGAAGAGUGGGAAAAGGCCCAGAAGGAGGUAGAGGAAGAGGAACGCAGAUACUACGAGGAGGAGCGCAAAAUAAUUGAAGACACUGUGGUUCCAUUUACUCUUUCUUCAAGUUCUGCAGACCAGCUGUCAACAUCCUCCUCUGUGACCGAGGGCACUGGGACAGUGAGUAAGAUGGACUUGGAAAAUCGUCGGGAGGAAGAACAGGAGACAAAACAGAAGAAGCCACUCCGGGGGGACGACAGUGAUUUAAUGCCUAAGACUAGGGAAGAUCACCCCCUGGAGGGAAAGGGCAGCCUAACUCAAGGGGCCUUGGCUCCUUCUAAGAAUCCUGGAUCAAAAGGAGUCCAUCAGGACCAUCAACUGGAUGCAGAAACGGGGGCCCUCCACUGUGGGAUGAAUUCCCAGCUAGCUCAGGAUCCACCCCAGAAUCCGCAGGUAUCAAACCCACCAAUGCACGUUUUAGAAGAUGUGAAGCCAAAAACGCUCCCUUUGGAUAAAAGCAUUAACCAUCAGAUCGAGUCGCCGAGUGAGAGACGGAAGAAAAGCCCUCGAGAGAAUUUCCAGGCCGGACACUUGUCCCCCUGCUCUCCCACCCCUCCUGGCCAAUCACCAAACAGGUCGAUCAGCGGGAAGAAGCUGUGCUCGUCCUGUGGGCUCCCCCUGGGGAAGGGAGCGGCCAUGAUCAUCGAGACGCUGCAGCUCUACUUCCACAUCCAGUGCUUUCGGUGUGGACUCUGCAAAGGACAGCUUGGGGACGCGGUGAGCGGGACAGACGUCAGGAUCCGCAGCGGCCUGCUCAACUGUAACGACUGCUACCUGCGAUCCAGAAGUGCCGGCCAGCCCACCACCCUGUGACGUGGCUUCAGGCUUCCCGCUCACCCGUCGCUCUGUUGAGGGGGCGUCCCCUGCGACCGUUUAACACCACCCCACGUGCAGGGCCUUCUGGGCGGCGAUCUCAUUUCUGAAAAGAUGGUCUCUGUUCUUCUGUAGCACAGCGUUUGUGUUCUUCCCCGGUUUUGUUUCGGGUUUGACUUUUGUUUUGUUUUGGGUUUGCAUUCGCAAAGUACAUCUGAAAGAGUCCUGAGCUGCAGGGGGCCCGUGGGUCCCCAGGAUGGCUUGGGGUCCCUGGGCGGCCUCCCCUGAGAACCAGCCAGAUGCGGGAUGCAAGGCCGCUGGGUGUGGGCAGGGGUCCCACGUGUCGGUUUGCGGAGGGCGGCUGCGGGGCUGCAGCUCGGGCCGUGUGAGCGUGGCCUCCUCGGGCCGAAGCUGCGGUUCAGCGGGGCAGGACUGGGGUGGGGGUCCCCCGCUGGCCCUGAGCCGCACCUGGGCCGCAGGGCCACGCCCGCAGCACCUGUCACCCCCGGGACGCAGAGGUCAUGCCAGUGGCGGCUGUGCCUCGGGGGUUGUGGCAUGCUGGCGGCCGGCCCGUCGGAGCCCGCACCUGGUGAGCCCCCCGAUACCCCCACCCUGGGCCCUGCCGGGGGGUGGACACCACAGGGAGAGGUUUGGGGCAUCGUUUCCAAAGCUGUGACCGAACCCCGCGAGGAGGCUGCCUGUUGGAAGGGCGCUGGGCAAGACCCCGGCCUGGCGACAGGUGCACACGGGGGCCCCAGGACCUGCCGCCCUGAGUGACCACGGUGCCAUCGCGGAGACCAGAGCCUACGUUGUGCCCUGCCCGCUGCAGCAGGUGCGCCCUGUCCAUCCUCCCACGUCCCGCGUCCCCCACUGCUCGGGGGAGGCCACCAGGGGAUGGCGGGGCUGGCCGUGCCAGGAGCUGGCUGCCAACGGAGGCUCCGGGUCCCCGGCGCGACCACCUCCGUGUCCAUGCUGUUUUCUUCAAGACCGGGCCACGGGGCUUAUUUAUCCUGCCUUAAAAAGACGGCAAAUAAGUGAAGAUGACAUUUUGUGAAUGUAGACUCUGGGUAGACUCCUAAUAGGUUAGCAUAGUCAUGAGGAGGACCUCGAGUAGAUGUCCGUCCCGUUUAUGUAAGCAAUAAUUCUUUUCUGUGUCUUAUUGAGUAUGGCUAGCAAUUAUUUAUUUACAGGCUAGACAGUCCUCUGCAUGCGGGUUCCAUGUAAGUGCAGAAAUUUCCUCAGCCACCGGAGGUAUUUUGACCAUUUUGCCAUUUGGAUGAGCUGUCGUUAGGUUGAAAUUUACACAUCAUUUCAUUUAAAAAAAAAAUCGUGCCUUAGAAAAUGCGAAGCUGUUGCACAUAGUCCGUGAUGAAUUAUGGAUGCAGUACCUUGGAGAGAGAGGAAGUCACUUCCAAGUCACCAAGACUUCGGAAGUGUUUGCUGUUUUACGGGGAGAAAAAAAAAAUUCAAAAAAAAAGAAAAAUAGAAAAAAAAAUCAAAAAGUUUUGAAAAUGUACAGAUUAAGUUCAAUAUUUUGAUUAACCACCUGCAUGUUUUAUUAAAUAUUUUGAUAAUGUGGAUGUUUACACUUUGCAUGAUAUUAGCGGAGUACCUUACCACAAAUAAUGCACAGAACAUGUACAAUAUGAUCAUUCAUAACCGAUUUUUAUAGGAUACUUUUUACAUGUGGAACUCCAUCUGUUAUGUAAGGAUUAUAUGAAUAUUGCACAUUCUCCUCUGGUUUCACAAACCCAUUUAUACAUAUUUCUUAGACUCAUUGUACAUGUAUUGAAGCCUGAAUCGAGUCAAGAAAAAUAAAGCGCCAUUCUCCGCCUGCGAAAUGUGCUUUCCCAUAAUGAACAAUAGUCACCAGCACAGAAUAAUCUCCAACAUUUUCUAAAUUCUAAUUGCCAACUGUUUCUAUUUAUAUUUGAUUUAUAUUUCAUUUGGAGUCUGUUACAUGGCAGCUCGGACGGACUAGAUCUUGUUUUUUCCAAUGCAGCAUAAGGAGUAUGAUCUAUUUCUUUUCAAAUAAUCUUUGAAAUCCCAGGAAAAAAAAAAAAGAUGCUCUGCUCUGUGGAGCUACGAGGUAAAUGCGUUUGUUUAAAAAACAGAUGAGGCAUGUGAGUGAUUUAUCGUUCCUGAGGAAAUAUAUCUGAUUUUUCUCCCCCUCAUACUGCAGAAGCUAGUCCUUUCUUAAGAAAAAAAAAAAAAAGAAAAGAAAUGGGUAACUGUUUUCUCACUAGCACACUUUCAUGGCAUUUCCUCAUCCUUUCCGUGUAGUGUUACUAAUGCGGCGCCUAUUGUAGUUCUCUGUACGCCGUGUAGGAUUAACAGACUGAGACGAUCCACCUCCUGCGUGGGUCCAUCCAAGAGAUGUUACUGUUCUGGGUGGGUGGGCCAGUGUUCCGUAUCAGUUAUACUAACCUUCAUUUAAGAUAUUUAUUCUAAAAUGCCUCUGACAAAUAGUAAAAAAAAAAAAAAAAUUAAAAAGUUGUCUAAAAUGCAACAGCUUUUAUAGUAAAUGUACAUUUAUAAAUAAAAUACUCGAAUCAA